Messenger RNA from Orbilia oligospora ATCC 24927, 1038 nucleotides. RefSeq lists its product as uncharacterized. Gene Ontology annotation, biological process: intracellular signal transduction. The transcript has 6 exons. Gene Ontology annotation, molecular function: protein serine/threonine kinase activator activity. The coding region runs from base 1 to 1038 and encodes 345 amino acids. Lineage: Eukaryota; Fungi; Ascomycota; Orbiliomycetes; Orbiliales; Orbiliaceae. The record is from RefSeq and is a predicted model, not a curated record.
AUGUCGUUCCUGUUCGGCCGUAGUAAGGACAAGGGUCCUGGUGAGGCUGUCAGACGGCUCAGGGAACACCUGCUCAAGCUCGACCAACCUGGUGCCAGAAGAACUGCACAGGAGGAAGCCGGCAAGCAGCUACGCCUUAUCAGAAACGAGCUCGCCCCUGUUCCAGGAGAUGAGAAUAAUGAUAACAUCUUCGCGAUUGCUCAGGAAGCCUGCGCCCUUGACCUCUUCCCUAUUCUCGCCAUAUGCCUCCCGAAACUCGACUUUGAGGCACGAAAGGAUUCUACGACCAUCUUGAACGCCCUCCUACGCUACAACGUCCAGAAUGCCCAGAUAUGUGUUCUCUACCUUGCUGGUCGCCAUCAAGGCGGCCACCGCCCUGACGCUAUCCUCACCCUUGUAAACGCCUACAACGACGCCGAGACCUCGUCGAAUAGCGGCCAGAUUCUCAAGGAAGCAUUCAAGUACGAGCCUCUUGCCAGAAUCGCCUUGUACGACCCCUCCUUCUGGAACUUCUUCACCUACGUUCAGGGCGGCCGCUUCGAUACCAGCAGCGAUGCUUUUACCACCUUCAAAGAACUGCUGACUCGCCACAAAGUACUUGUCGCGGAAUUUCUUGCAUCGCACUAUGAUGAAUUCUUCACCCAAUACAAUGCCCUCUUGACAUCCGAUAACUACAUUACAAAACGCCAAUCCAUAAAGCUCCUUGGUGAGAUCCUUCUGGACAGAGCCAACUACAACAUCAUGACAGCCUAUGUCGACUCUCCAGACCAUCUCAAGCUAUGCAUGAAUCUACUCCGGGACAAGUCGAAGAACGUUCAAUACGAGGCUUUCCACGUAUUCAAGGUCUUUGUCGCUAACCCGAAAAAGAGCAAGCCGGUGGAAUCGUUGUUGAUCAAGAAUAGAGAGCAGUUGUUGAGGUUCUUGCCUAAGUUUCACGAAGAUCGCAAGGAUGAUGAACAAUUCAAUGAUGAGAAAGCAUUCCUCCUGAAGCAAAUUGAAAUGCUAGGACAACCUCCCGGAUUCCCACAACAGAUUUAA